CUGACGGGAACCACACACCCCACCGGGUGAUUAUGGGCGUGAUUCAUUAUUUCCUAGCUUAGAUAUUUUAUUCUUGCAGUUGCACUCCCUACCAGUGGAAAUGGCAUCGUUUCAAAUUCGACAGCGACAAACUCGUCGACGAUGGCCUCCAACUCCACGCAUUCCUCGAUGCAUACCUCGAACUUGAAAACAACCUCGACUCGCAAUAAGCUGACAUAUACACUGACAAGCAAGACUAUAUCAGAGUUACCGACCAGCAGCAAAGAGACAUCGACGUCUACGACGGCAUAUCUCCCGACUCCGACUACACCAACAACGCCCCGGUUUAAUACGACUACUAUACCUCAGAACUCAUCUCUCACUCGGGUGAUCACAGAGAUAUUAAAUGGCACGCAUAAAGAGGAAUUUGGAGGCACUGGAUAUGCCAAAGCAAACAAUCUUACAAGCGUGAGCCUUGCAAGCUUGAAUACAAGCAAUACUCUUGCUGCCGCGGAUGCUUUUGCAUCCGACAUGUUCCGUUUCGCUGACCGUCAGAAUAUAUCCGAGGCACGCUGGACGUCUAUGAUCUGCAGUCCUUCUGCUUUCGAAGAUGCCAGCAAGAAGUUGGCUCCCAUAGAUCUCGCCGCGCUAGAACAGACAUGCGCGAUCGUCGCCUCGAAUGGGGCUAACAACACGUUCAACUACUUCUCCAACUCCACUGGGAUUCGUCCUUACAACAUCAGUAGAUUUUCACCCGAAUCCUCGUUGCGACGCCUAUCCAAAGCAGCGCCAUUUGCGCUCCCCCAGUUUGGCCGUGGUUGCAUGGACGACUUCGGCUACUUUGAGAUGACGGCUGCCAACCUGGAGGAGUCUGGCGUGUGGGAAUGGUACCAAGCAUGGACGCAGGAGGCAAGCUCAGGGCCGCUGGGGCCGCGAUUUGCGGCAUAUGGCGAGGUGAGACUUUUUGGCCAUGUGUUCUUGGGAGAUGAUGAUUAUGAUUGUGGCUUGGAGAUGGGUGGCUGCACGAGGAGGCCAAGCUGUAGCACCAUCAUGAUGCAGUACCAAGGCGAUAAAGAGUUGGCACGGAAGGUGUAUUUUGUGAUGAAAUUGCACAACACGGUUAACCUGGUGCUGAAGACCUACUAUGACACUCUUUUGGCAUCGCACGUAAAUGUUGGAGGCUACAUCGACCCUAUCAUCACGACAUGCACACAGAGGGUCUCAGGAGAAGCAACCAAGACAUGCACCUUCAUCCGCACCAGCGUCAAAAAUGUAAACGACUUCGUCACUGAAAUAGGAAUCGCCGCCAUGAUGAGCAGUAUGGUUCUCGCCUCGCCAACCGCAACGCAGCUCGUUCCUGGCAAGAUUCUCGACAUGCCCGCCCCAGUAUUCAUCUUCAGCAAGGCCCUGCGCAUCUGGCGCAUGUGGAACGCGAAGGCACUUGCUGGCCCAUCGCCCGAACGCCUCUGCGAGGGCCUUGGUAUGAUUAAAACAGAUGACCCGACGCAGAUCACUGUGUUGAGGAACGCCCUACUCGCAGCGAGCCAGGCCUUCCGCAAGUCUUUGAGCGCGAGCACGAAGCAGCUCAAUCGCGGAACGUUUUUUGAUAGUGGCCCUUCGGUAUUAUCAUCUAUGAUAGCCUCCCCCAUCUGGGCCAACGAGACUGGAGUCGUCCAAAUACUCACGGACCCUUAUCAAAUGGAAGACCUCAUGACAACAGCCAUGAAAGAAGGCCUGAUGGCCGCUUCCUACCGCGCCGCCAAAUGCUUCAUGAAAUGUAACUCCCAUCCCCAAGCUAAGAUGUUCUGCGACGGCUUCAACGACUGGGAAUUCAGUGCUGCUGCACGCGAAAAAUAUGGCGACCCUGGUGAUGGCCAUGACCCACAAUCCCCCAAAUCCGAUCUUGAGCGUCAGAUGCGGAUCUGUCCGCGCCCGGACAAAGUAUGCCAAAUUGAGUGCUGGUCACAGGAAAAGCGUGGCUUCAGCAUGCCCAUGCACGGCUUCGAUACCGUACAGGGUGCUCCGCUCAAUUUCGGUGUCAAGGAUGCGAUGGCGCGCCUAUAUGAGUAUUACAAGACUCGCGGCAAUGCGGAUCCGUAUCUUGACUGGGGUGGUGAUGCAUUGGGGGAUAUCGAAGGCGGCGCUCCGCGGUUCUGGCUCCCUGUUUGUGAUUCUGACGCGGGAUACGUGCAUAUCGCCGAUUGGGGCCACCAGGGAAGCCACCUGUCGGACAAUGUUGAUCGCCGUGCCUUCCCGCUGUCAUGUGGAAACUAUCGCUCUGAUGAAACGGAAGAGUUCAUUCGCGCUGUGGGGAUGGAUAAUUUAGCAACCAAGCCUCCUUUCCCGCUUGAUCCAUUUUAUAAGGUCUACGCACCGAAGACACUAAGCGCCAUCAUCCAGGCACCUCUGGACUCCUUCCUUGCCUUCUGUGCUCUAGGCAUUGCGUAUCCCCAGGAUGCCCCACACGCAGCAGCUAUAACACCCUUCCGCUUCCAGCGCGAGCACUCGCGCUUUUGCGAGCCUAUAAUUGCUGAGACGCAGGGAAUGGAAUGGUACGUUGCAAACAUGCAUUUCUGUGAACACAGUGAGGCUGCGCAGGAGCUUUUCAAGGCGCAGCUUUCGAUGCCAGCGAAGCAUGUGUCGGGUAUGGGGGUUGUCGUGAACCAUAAGGAGUUGUGUGCUAGGUGGGAGAGCAAUGAGAAUGAGAAAUCAGUGCAUAUAGAGACUGAGAGUGGGGGUUAUGCAAUUGGAGUUGAUAUUGAAAGAGGGAAGGGAGGGCGAGAGUAUUCUGUGGGGAUUGGCACAAAGGAAGUGAAUGAGAAGGAGAAAGAGAAGGAGGAAGAAGAGAAGGAGAGGAGUGUGGAUAAAGGGAAGGGGAAGUGGAAGGAGAAGUUGAAGUCAAAGGGAGACGUGGGAAAAGAGAAGGGAAAGUGGAAGUGGAAGUGGAAGGGAGGCGAGGGGGAGAAAGAGAAGGAGAAAGGAAAGUGGAAGGUAAAUGGAAAACCAGGGUAGGGAUAGAGAUGGAUGACGGGGAUUGAAGUUUUUAAGCCGAAUCUAAGAUUGAGGUGUGAUUUACGAUUUUCUAGGAGUUGCUUGCCUAUGGGUUAUAGUUUGGUUUAGUUAGCACAUACCCCC
Messenger RNA from Pseudogymnoascus verrucosus, 3114 nucleotides. RefSeq lists its product as uncharacterized. The record is from RefSeq and is a predicted model, not a curated record. The transcript has 5 exons. Bases 142 to 2991 code for a protein of 949 amino acids. Lineage: Eukaryota; Fungi; Ascomycota; Leotiomycetes; Thelebolales; Thelebolaceae.